Messenger RNA from Tribolium madens (black flour beetle), 1126 nucleotides. Its product is annotated as zinc finger protein 69 homolog. Gene Ontology annotation, biological process: regulation of transcription by RNA polymerase II. The record is from RefSeq and is a predicted model, not a curated record. Gene Ontology annotation, molecular function: zinc ion binding; DNA-binding transcription factor activity; RNA polymerase II cis-regulatory region sequence-specific DNA binding. NCBI's taxonomy places the organism in Eukaryota, Metazoa, Arthropoda, Insecta, Coleoptera, Tenebrionidae. Gene Ontology annotation, cellular component: nucleus. The coding region runs from base 83 to 1081 and encodes 332 amino acids. The transcript has 3 exons.
GUCUACUUCUUUGAGGACAAUAAUAAUAUUACCAACAUUCUUAUUGUAUUAGUUUUUGUUUUUUGUGAUAAAUUGCGAGGAAAUGGAAAAUGUAUGCCGAACAUGUUUGCGAGUGCCCGAAAAUUUAACCCCCCUUUACUCAAACUCCGGAUUAAUAGAAAAAAUUGAAGCAAUUUCAUCCAUUCAAAUCAUUAGGGAAAAGGAAUAUCCCUCAAGUAUUUGCCAAGAAUGCGUCUCAAACGUUAACACCUUGUACAAUUUUCGUAAAGUUAUAAUAAACAGCGAUAGGGAACUCAAGGAAAGAGGUUUACUUAAUGAACGUUUGAAGACUACCAGACAAGUGGAGAAGAAUUCGGAAACUGUUAGCAAAACCGAAGAGCUUAAACCAAAAUUGAGUGAAACAAUCCAGUCUGAAAAUGAAUCUGAUUGUUCUUUUGACGAAUUAAACCCUAACAAUAUUAAAGAAGCCGUUAAAGGGGCUAUCGCUGUGAUGAAAAUGUGUAAAUGUAACUUGUGUGAUAAAACAUUUCCUUCAAGAUUCAAAUUAUAUAAUCAUAAACGCACUGAACAUGUGGCACCAGGGGUUUGCAACGUUUGUGGCAUGAUUGUUCGGUCUGAUAAUUUAAAAAGACACGUGCAAUUGCAUCUUGAGACGCCAGUUGAAUGCAAACAUUGUGGGAAAGUGUUCAAAAAUUCGGAAUCUUUGAGAGGACACAUGUUGAUACACAGAGGAAUUAUUUUUACUUGUGAGAUUUGUGAAAAAACUUUUAAAGUCAAAGCAGAAUAUAAAAGACAUCUAAAGACGCAUACAGACCCCGAAAUUGGUAAAGUUAUGUGCACAAUAUGUGGGAAAAGAGUCAGGGAUAUGAAAAAACACAUGCAUAGCCAUACUGGGGAAAGGCCUUACUUGUGCGUCUAUUGCUGCAAAGGCUUCACAAGCACUUACUCGCUUAAAGUUCACACCAGACAACAUACAAACGAAAAACCGUACAUUUGUGAGCAUUGUCCUAUGGCUUUUCCGCAAAAAGUUUCAUUAGUGACUCACAUUAAAUCGAAACACGGUGCAACAUUAGGGAAAUAAAACGAAAAGUUGAACUUAAAAACAACUUUUAUUUACAUAUUUAAA